This is a messenger RNA of Chondrus crispus (carragheen), 537 nucleotides long. RefSeq lists its product as hypothetical. The record is from RefSeq and is a predicted model, not a curated record. NCBI's taxonomy places the organism in Eukaryota, Rhodophyta, Florideophyceae, Gigartinales, Gigartinaceae. The transcript has a single exon. The coding region runs from base 1 to 537 and encodes 178 amino acids.
AUGCCCAGCAAGUCCAUCUCCGGGGACGAGCCGAGCACAAACGAGAAGAGCAGCAGCACCCACGGCAGGUACGGCGCGCGGAACGAGACGAGCCCCAGGAACGACACGAUCUGGUGCGCGUUGCGCCGCCCCCACACGUACACCAUCAUGAAGGUCAGGCUCGGGCCGAGGAAGUUGACCGGCGUCAGCGGCGACACCACGACCAGCAGCCCCGCGCCGAACAGAAGCAUGUACAGAAAGUCGGCCGUGCGCCCCCGGAACGAGUUGGUCUCUAGCAUCUUGCAGUACCGGUACAGGAAGAACAUGUGGAAGAGAAAGUCCAGGCUGAAGUCCCCGAAGAACAGAAACGUCGUCACCAGCCGCCACACGUGCCCCUUGCGCACGAUCAGCAGCCAGUUGAGGUACAGCUUGAACGGCGUGAUCAGCUCCAGCGCCACCGCGCCCGUUGUCAGCACCGACAGGCAGAUGUAUGACCGCGUCACCGGCGGCAUCGACUUCCACCACUCCUCGACGAGAGACAUGGCGGGCGGCUGGUGA